This is a messenger RNA of Pelmatolapia mariae (spotted tilapia), 1545 nucleotides long. RefSeq names its product leupaxin (gene lpxn). The coding region runs from base 27 to 1238 and encodes 403 amino acids. Gene Ontology annotation, molecular function: muscle alpha-actinin binding; actin binding. Gene Ontology annotation, cellular component: filamentous actin; stress fiber; adherens junction. The transcript has 9 exons. The record is from RefSeq and is a predicted model, not a curated record. Lineage: Eukaryota; Metazoa; Chordata; Actinopteri; Cichliformes; Cichlidae. Gene Ontology annotation, biological process: actin cytoskeleton organization; muscle structure development.
AAGCCACCCACUCACGUUCAAGUUUUAUGCUGUCAGAAGGAACCAAAAUGGAUGAGCUCGAUUUGCUGUUAGAGGAGCUGGCCCUGAAUCCAGCGGGUUCAGACAGCGUCCCUGAGAAAAAGAGCAAUGAUGCAACAAAAAGAGAAGUGCCAAGUGAAGUUUGUGUUGGAACUACUAAAAAUGGAAAAGUCUCAAACUCCUCAAAUGUGUACAGUGAUGUUCCAACUCCCGUGCCAGCUUUUGUGGAACCUGACUCACCGACUCAGGAGCUGGACUUAAUCUUGCAAGACCUGAUGGGUCUAGCUCAAGGGGAUCUAGAACCUCCAACCGACCCACCAUCACUUACACAAAAAAAGCAAACAGAAGGUGGAAAGCAGGAGAGCAGCAGCAGCAGCAGCAGCAGCAACACUCCAGCGGCUUCAGAUGGAAAAGCCUCAACGCAAAGAAAGAAAACAGAUAUGAUAGAUGACCUGCUGGGAGGGUUGAGCACUGACUUGGAGAAGAUUGGUGUACGGACCACAGCCAAGGGCCACUGUGCUUCCUGCAACAAAUGCAUUGUAGGAAAGAUGAUCACAGCACUGGGUGAAGUGUGGCACCCUGAACACUUUGUGUGUGCGGUGUGUAAGAUGGAGCUGAGCACCACAGGCUUCUUUGAGAGAGACGGACAGCCGUACUGUGACAAAGACUACCAUCAGCUCUUCUCACCACGCUGUGCCUAUUGCAAGGGGCCUAUUAUGCAGAACAUUGUGACAGCUCUGGACCAGACCUGGCACCCAGAGCACUUCUUCUGCGCACACUGCGGAGGCUUGUUUGGAACGGAAGGUUUCCUAGAGAAGGAUGGGAAGCCAUAUUGUUGUAAGGACUUCUACUACCUCUUUGCUCCAAAGUGCUCAGGCUGUGGGGAGUCGGUGCGGGAGAAUUACCUGACUGCAGCCAAUGGCACCUGGCAUCCAGAGUGCUUCGUCUGCGCAGACUGCCUGAAGCCUUUCACUGAUGGAAGUUUCAUGGAGCUCAAUGGUCGUCCCCUCUGCUCGCUUCACUUUCACUCCAGGCAAGGCACUCUGUGCGGUGGCUGCGGAAAGCCCAUCAUCGGCCGCUGCAUCUCUGCUAUGGAUCGCAAGUUUCACCCCGAGCACUUUGUGUGUGCCUUUUGUCUGCGGCAGCUCAGCCAGGGCAUCUUCAAGGAGCAGAAAGGGAAACCAUACUGCUCAGCUUGCUUUGACAAACUCUUUGUCUGAGAUUUGCACAUGAGUAAGAUGUAAAUAAUACAAAACAACAACAAAAACAACAAAACAUUCAAAUGCUACAUUACUAUCUUUGUUGAGUUUAGACUGUCUCGUCUGUGUAUGAAUGACAAAAUAAAAUGAAGCAAUUGUACGGUCCCUACAUUACAAUUCAUUGUUCUAUUUGUAUAUACAAAUUCUCAGUAGAUCAUAUUUAAAAACCAUUACGGUGAAUUACAUGAUAAAUAGCAUGUAACCGUAAGAAAAACAUACAUUGAUCAUGGAUUAUAUGAAGGGAACAUGCUAACAUUGUUACCUAAUU